Molecule: messenger RNA, 14289 nt
Organism: Homo sapiens (human)
Lineage: Eukaryota; Metazoa; Chordata; Mammalia; Primates; Hominidae
Gene: SUGT1
Product: SGT1 assembly cochaperone of MIS12 kinetochore complex
Exons: 14
Coding region: 382-1215 (277 amino acids)
Biological process (GO): kinetochore assembly
Cellular component (GO): kinetochore; nucleus; cytoplasm
Molecular function (GO): lncRNA binding; protein-folding chaperone binding
Source: RefSeq, marked reviewed
CUCCAGAAGUUUCCCCCUUGGGCGGUGGUGGAGGUGGUAACCGUGAUAGUAGCAGCUCCGGCGGCAGCAACAGCGACUACGAGGGAUGGCGGCGGCUGCAGCAGGAACUGCAACAUCCCAGAGGUUUUUCCAGAGCUUCUCGGAUGCCCUAAUCGACGAGGACCCCCAGGCGGCGUUAGAGGAGCUGACUAAGGCUUUGGAACAGAAACCAGAUGAUGCACAGUAUUAUUGUCAAAGAGCUUAUUGUCACAUUCUUCUUGGGAAUUACUGUGGGAAAAACUGAAUACCUUGAGUAAAAUUACAUAGAAAAUGUUAAUGAGACAAGGAGGUGAAUUUUGUGACACAGCUGUAUUCAUUGAAGAGCUUUAAGAAGGAAGCUAAAUGUUAAGCCAAAAGGAAGUUGCUGUUGCUGAUGCAAAGAAGUCUCUAGAACUCAAUCCAAAUAAUUCCACUGCUAUGCUGAGAAAAGGAAUAUGUGAAUACCAUGAAAAAAACUAUGCUGCUGCCCUAGAAACUUUUACAGAAGGACAAAAAUUAGAUAGUGCAGAUGCUAAUUUCAGUGUCUGGAUUAAAAGGUGUCAAGAAGCUCAGAAUGGCUCAGAAUCUGAGGUGUGGACUCAUCAGUCAAAAAUCAAGUAUGACUGGUAUCAAACAGAAUCUCAAGUAGUCAUUACACUUAUGAUCAAGAAUGUUCAGAAGAAUGAUGUAAAUGUGGAAUUUUCAGAAAAAGAGUUGUCUGCUUUGGUUAAACUUCCUUCUGGAGAGGAUUACAAUUUGAAACUGGAACUUCUUCAUCCUAUAAUACCAGAACAGAGCACGUUUAAAGUACUUUCAACAAAGAUUGAAAUUAAACUGAAAAAGCCAGAGGCUGUGAGAUGGGAAAAGCUAGAGGGGCAAGGAGAUGUGCCUACGCCAAAACAAUUCGUAGCAGAUGUAAAGAACCUAUAUCCAUCAUCAUCUCCUUAUACAAGAAAUUGGGAUAAAUUGGUUGGUGAGAUCAAAGAAGAAGAAAAGAAUGAAAAGUUGGAGGGAGAUGCAGCUUUAAACAGAUUAUUUCAGCAGAUCUAUUCAGAUGGUUCUGAUGAAGUGAAACGUGCCAUGAACAAAUCCUUUAUGGAGUCGGGUGGUACAGUUUUGAGUACCAACUGGUCUGAUGUAGGUAAAAGGAAAGUUGAAAUCAAUCCUCCUGAUGAUAUGGAAUGGAAAAAGUACUAAAUAAAUUAAUUUGCUCUCAUCGUAUUGUGUAUAUUCACCUAAUGCCCAUUGUGUAUUGAUAUUGCAUUCUUGAAUUUUGAACACUGAAUAUCUUUUUGAAAGAUUAUACUUCUUUACCUCUUUGUGCUUUAGAAAUUAUUUUCCUUCAAGUGUUCAAGUCUAAUGAAGAAUGAAGAUAACAUUUUAUCACUUCUGUCCUUAAAGGUUUCAGACAUGGUGAAACUGAAUAAAGCAUGUCAUUUGCUCCUAGAUAGAUUCAUUCUAUCUAGUUGUGGGGAUGGAGAAAUCUUUAAUGGUAUAUUUUCGGUUAUUGCCUUAUUUUUGAUACAGUAUUCUGUCAGUAAUUUAUUAGACCUGGCAGCUUUGGGUGAGCUUAGAUUUUUCACCUUCAGUGUUACAUUGUGUUUGCUUUUAAAAACUGCUUUUGAAUGGAGUUGUAAAUACAAUUUUUCUAUGAAGAUGUUUGGUUUAUUUACCUUUUUCUUAAGUUUUUAAUGAGAACUUUGAGAAAUUAUCACAGGGAAUUCCCAUGUAGUUCUUUUAAUGGGAAGAAUUUGUAAAUUUAAUUGCACUGAGAUAUUUUGGUCGUUACCUUGCAAGUUUCUGUAUAAAACAUAGAUACCUGAGUUUUAACACACUGCAAGUUUAUACUAAGGAUAAUCUGUGAAGGUAGGGCAAAGAAGGUUCUAGGAAAGCCCAACUCCACUUGCUUCUUUUAUCACGACAGGAUUCUUGAAAUUACAGCAUUGGUGGGUUUUUUGGUAUUUUUUUUCUUUAUUAGAAAAUCUCUGUUGUCACGUCCCCAUGAUUACUUUGGUUUCAUUGGUUUAUGGUAACUGCUGUGAGAGUAAAUUAAUGUGUAUAUGUUUAGUAUUUACUCUGUGCCUAGAAUAUAUAGAUAUCAUGAGAAUACAAAAAAUUAAAGACAUGAUUAUUAACUUCAAAGAGCUUAUAAAUGUAGCAGGGAAAAAAAAUAACAUUCAUGAAGGAACUGUGGAAAGAUUGAAUGCUGAACUCGGUAUAAAUACACUUUAGAGACAGGAAAAUGUUCUGUGAUUAAAAUUGUUUACAGUCUAGGCUGUUAUAAAGUAUAGACUAUGGAUGACCUGUAGAUCUGACUUUGUUUUCUCACCAUGAUUUUCUCAACUGUAAUACCCCAGAUGUUGGUCUCAGCUCUGUUAGGUGUCACUAACAUUUUUAUGGCAAAGCACUACUCUAUACCCUCAGAGCAGGGGGAGUGGGAGGCAAACGGGUCAUCAUUUCAGCCUCCAAAACAGUAGGAAUUCAGCUCCUUCCUUCUCGUCCUUUGUUGUGGGGUGUAGGGGAGUUACUAAGGAAAGUUUCAGUAAGGUGAUACCAGAUGGUGCCCAAACCUGUUGUUAUAGCUUGUUUAAGCAUUCUAGAGUUUUCACUUGUCCUUCUGUCCACUUAGAGCUACUAGAUACAUUUUUUUCUUCUUGAACACUGAAGGAAAAGGCAAAAUUAAGUUUUGGUUGGAUGGAUUUCUAAAGUUUUCUUCUUAGGAAAAUAGGAUAGUGACUUUUGUAUUCUGUAUGUUAAAUUUUCUCAGUACCAUUAAUCCUAAGAUGAAGAGGAAGGCUAUUGCUGCAGAGGCAUAGUUGAGGACGUAUAGCACUAUACCAGAGACAAGAAUGCUUAGCUCUAGCAAGUCUUCUGUCAUUGACUACCUUCAUAAUCUUCAGCAGGUUUAGGCCUUUCUUAGUUCCUUUGUAAAUAAUCCAUAGAGUCUUAGAGUUAUAAUUAAAGGUCCAUGGUUCUAAAUACAGAAGCAUAUUUUUGCCGCUUAACUUUUUCUUUCUUAAAGAUGACACUAUUAAAAUAGCUGUUUCUGACCAGGUGCAGUAGCUCAUGCUUGUAAUCCCAGCAUUUUGGGAGGCGGAGGUGGGCAGAUCACCUGAGGUCAGGAGUUCAAGACCAGCCUGGCCAACAUGGUGAAACCCUGUGUCUACUAAAAAUGCAAAAAUUAGCUGGGUGUAGUGGCAUGCACCUGUAGUCCCAGCUACUUGGGAGGCUCAGGCAGGGAGAAUUGCUUGAACCGGGAGGCAGGGGGUGCAGUGAGCCAAGAUCAUGCCACUGCACUCCAGCCUGGGCGACUCCAUCUCAAAAAAAAUAAAUAGCUGUUUAAAAAAAAAAAAUCUGGUACUAUCUUUAGUUGGUUUUAAAGGAUAUAUUAUCUAGAAUAUGCUUACCCAUUGGCUAGAUUUGCUAAGUGUUGUGGGAUUUGGGAUUUUGCUGGUCUGAAGGGAGUUUGUAAAACACAUGACUGAAAGCAUUAUAAAACAUACCUUGUCAAAUACAUUAGAUUCAUUAUAGGUCAAGGGAAUUUUGAAAAGUAGGCUAGAUUGCUGCCUAAGAAUCCCACUCUAAAGUACUGCUUUGUUUAAUCAUUCUAGAUAAUGGAAGCUUGUAAGCCUCCAGAAAGUUAAAACAAAAAACUUCUUUCUGAUUAAGAGCCUCUUAACUCUAUCCUUAUCCUCUGCUAUCUCAAUGUAGCUAUUAAUUGUUCCCUCUUUGUUUCUAGACUCCAAUUUUCAUUUCUCAAAUUUUGGUUCUCAGUGCUGUUAGUAUUAGUAGCCUUUUGUUUCUUCAGAAUGUAUGUAUUUUUCCUCUUAAAUGUUUCCUUUCCCUUUUAAGGUUAGUCCUGGAAUACAUGUUUUUCUUGGUCUUGUAGACUUCAUCUCUUCUGAUUUCCAUAAUAAUUUGCACCUUGAUGAAUCCAGAAUUCUCCCACUGUCUUCAAAGAAUCUUGAAUAGAAUAAUCUGCUUUUUGAACUCUGCUAUCUAGUAAUCUCUUUAGAUAUCUAUACCACAAGUUUGAAACAUCAAGGUCAAUUUUGAUAAUUUCCUGUCUUAUGUCUUAAUACCCAUUCAGAGUUGACUGCCAACUAACAAGCUCAGCCUUUAGCACUGGCACUUACUGGCCAAUCUGUUUUCUGUCUAUAGGGAGUGAAAUGGAAUGGAGAAAGAGGAUGGCUUGCAUUAAUAACUCUAGUUUUUAAAAACAUUUUUAUUCCUUUUUUAAAAAUUUGUUUAGAGACACGGUCUUCUUCUAUCACCUAGGCUGGAGUGCAGUGGUGCGAUCAUGGCUCACUGUAGCCUCCAACUCCUAGGCUCAAGUAAUCCUCUUUCCUCGGCUUCCCAAAGUGCUGGGAUUACAGGUGUGAGUCACUGUGCCUGGCCCACAUUUUCAUUCUUGGCUCACUGUAGCCUUAAUCUUUCAGGCUCAAAUGAUUCUCCCAUCUCAGCCUCCCAAGUAGCUGGGACCACAGGCAUGCAUCACCACGACUGGCUAAUUUUUGUAUUUUUUUUGUAGAACCGGGUUUCACCAUGUGCCCAGGCUGGUCUUGAACUUCUGGGCUCAAGUUAUCUACCUGCCUCAGCCUACCCAAAGUGCUGGGAUUACAGGAGUGAGCCACCAUGCCCAGUUAUGAACUUCAAGUAAAUAUUUAAAAUGGAGAUACAUCACAAUGCUAUUAUGAAUAAUUUAGAUAGAAAUUUUAAUUUAGUUCAGUACUUAAAUAUUUUUUGGCUCUUCUUUCCCACUUUACCUUUCUCUAUUCCUUCCUCAGUUAUCUACAUAUCAGAUUAGAUUAUUGAUAUCUGAGAUAUAUCACUGACCCAGAGCAAAAUUGCAUAUUAGUUUACCAUCUAAUCAGCCUAAUGCACUUAAAUUCCCUUGGAAUCUUUCCUGUUCAGAUUGGUGUGCAUCUCUCUGAACUUGUAGCUUUACUGACAUUUCCAAAAAAAGGUAGACGGUUUCUAGGUGGUGUGUGUUUUUGUUAGUUACUAGAGCCACUUACCCUUUGUAACUAGCUCUAAAGAAGUACAUCUUUUGCUCAUACCUGCUACUGUAACCAUAUGACAGUAUGGAUUUAAGUUAUUUCUGCCUAGAGGAAUUAGAUGAUAAAAGCUAAAAGGACAAAAUACUGGUUUCUGUGCAGGGAAGGGUCAUAUGUAGUUUUAAAUAAAAGGGUUCAUCUCUUUUGAUGUGGUUUCCCUUUCUCCAUCUGUGCAUUUUUUAAAUCGUAAGAUCAUUUUACACACACCAAGAGAUUUUAUUUUGGGAACUUGUGGGGAAAAUAUUGAUUUACCUACAAAUGUUACUAUUUGGAGCCAUCCUUGUGAUUGGUUUCUGAGAUUAAUUUAACUCUUAGCCUCACUUCCUACCUUAGUAAAGUUGCUCCUCCAAAUCAGCUAAAAUCAUAUACAAUGAAUGCUGACUCAUUACUGCAAAUAGUGGUAGUUACUGUGUACUAGCAUUUCUUAUGGAUUGGGUGGCAUUAUCUCAUUUUUAAUCGCCCUUCAAUAGCAUCCCAUUAUUGCAAAUCAGAAAGAUGAUGGGGCCAAAGUAAAGUUCUUUGCCCAGGUCACUCUACUAGUAAGUAAUUGCAAUAGCUGGGAUUUGAACCCAGGCCUAUCAGACUCCAUUACCCAUACUUCUGACAACUGCAAUCCUCUCAUCAGGUUAAUAAGCUAGAUGUGGAAUGAAUGAUUUUUAUUACCAAAUCAGCUGACUGGAAAUGAAGCAGAGAAUAUUCAAGUUAAAGAACUAAUUCUUUUUUUUUUUUUUUUUGAGACAGUCUCACUCUGUCGUUCAGGGAAGGAAUGCAGUGGUGCAAUCUUGGCUCACUGCAACCUCCACCUCCCAGGUUCAAGUAAUUCUUCUGCCUCAGCCUCCUGAGUAGCUGGGAUUACAGGCAUGGGCCGCCAUGCCCAGCUAAUUUUUGUAUUUUUAGUAGAGACGAGGUUUCACCAUGUUGGUCAGGCUGGUCUUGAACUCCUGACCUCAUGAUCCGCCCACCUUGGCCUCCCAAAAUGCUGGGAUUAUAGGCGUGAGCCACUGUGCCCAGCCAAGAACUAAUUCUUAUAUAGGAGCUGGGAAGAUAAAUUCCUAGAGAUCCUCACUUUCUUAAGUAGGAAAGCUUAUUAGGAAUCCAAAUCUUUUGCCUCAUACUGGAAGUAAUGCAAAGAAGUAGUCUGAUUUUUGAGAGGGUGCUGUUUUUCUCAAAUCUAGAUCAUUACAGAGAAACAGUGUACUUUUAACAACUGUUGCAUGUGUAAGAAGACUGGUACAUGAUGCCAAUGAAAUUCUUUUUUUCCUUUAACUUGGGAGCUCUCAUACCAGUUCCGUUGUACAAAUGCUGAGAUUGUUUCAAGGUUUUAUUCCUACAGACAUGUUAGGAUUUGUGUAUCACUGAUUUCUCCAAUAAAAUUUGAAUAUUUCAGGUUAUUUCCUUUUUCCUAACUUAUGUUAGCAUUUUGUAUAUAUAUAUAUAUUUGAAUUUUGGCUUGUCUGGAGUCUUAAAUAUUUGGUAUGCCUUCACAUUUGGAUUUUUAGUUUUAUUUUUACAUUGAGACUUCUACCUAUAUCAUUGACUUUAUUUUUUCCUAUGAUUAAAGGAUUCAGUUAUACAAAAAGAUGUUUCAGAAACACUGCUAUUUACCUAAAGGUAAUUUUCAGUUUCUUUAGAAGGAGUUAGGAAAAUGGUCCUUAAUACCUAUAUAGGGUUUUUUAAAAAACUGUACCCUAUAAUGCAGCCACAGAAGAUCUAAAUAAUAAACAAUUGCGCAUACUAUUAAUAUAUAUUUAGAGCUUUUGUUAAGUACAUGAAAAGACAGUAUUGCAUAGUGGUUAAAUGCAUGGACUCUGAAGCCAUCCUGUUUGGGAUCAUCCUGGCUACAUUGCUUACUAGCUGUGUGACAAUGGAUAUAGGUGCUUAAUGUCUCUGUGCCUCAGUUUUUGUGUCUAUGUAAAGGAGAUAAUAGGAUCCCCCUCAUGCCUCAUGGUCUUAGUUGAAUGAAUUCAUGUAACUCCACAGGUAUCUUAAUCCAGAAGGCUCAAAAUACUAAUGUUUUGUGUGUGUGUGUGUGUGUGCAUGUGCAUCUGUAUGACAAGUGAUAUAAAACGUGACCUGAAUUUAUAAUAUGAAUAGUCACAUUUUGCAGCAGAAAUAUUAAAUGUUUAAUUAUAGAAUGCUAGCACUGAUCCUGCUGAAAUUGUUACAAAAUACAGCAGUUGCCCCUUAACUGUGGCAGAUACAUUCCAAGACCCCCAGUACUGAAUGCUGUAUGUACAUUUUUUAUACAUGUAUACUUAUGAUAAAGUUUAUAAAUUAGGCACAGUAAGAUAUUAAUAAUAGAAUAUACAAUAUACCGCAAUAAAACUUAUGUGAACAGUUAUUUUUGGACAGCAGUUGACUGUGGGUCACUGAAAUUGUGGAAAGCAAAACCAUGGAUAAAGGGGAACUAUUAAUAGUCUAUCUGUAUUGCAUUAUCUUCUAAAAUCCAAAAUUCUGACUUCAAAAACUCAUCUGAGGGUUUUGGAAUUGUGUAUCUAUGUGUGUGAAGUGCAAAGAGCAGUGCUUCAUGUGACAGAUAACAUCAGAUGAUCCUAGGCUGGAAGGUGGAAAUCCUAGAGAAGAUUUUUUUGUGUUGUAAGUUCAGUCUUUCAAGAUGUGGAAUUCUGUCUGAGGAAAGUAUAUCACCUAGUUAACAAUUGUUACUGUAAUUUAUAAAAUUUGUACUUUGGAGAGCAUAAGAAUUCAUGAAAAGUUUUUAAUAAUUUUACUUAAACAGAGCUUAAUUAUGUAAGUAUUGUCAGCACUUUAUAAAGAAUCGUAAAAUAAAAUAGUGGCAGAAAAUAUAAACUAGAUGUAGAAUGUUAAGGAACUUUCGGAAGUUCUCUGGUUUUCAUUUCAAUUUCAAAGCUCAAAACAGAAGGUAAAACUAUUAGGAUUUGUGAAAAAUACAAGGUACAAAAUCACGCAGUUUAUAAACCACAGAUUGUCUUGUUAUUCCCAUCAGUGAAAAGAAGCUGAUAUUUGUUUGUGUUUGUUUUUGUUUUUGUUUUUGAGACGGAGUCUUGCUCUGUCGCCCAGGCUGGAGUGCAGUGGCGCCAUUUUGGCUCACUGCAAGCUCCGCCUCCCGGUUCACGCCAUUCUCAUGCCUCAGCCUCCCAAGUAGCUGGGACUACAGGCGUCCGCCACCAUGCCCGGCUAAUUUUUUGUAUUUUUAGUAGAGACAAGAGUUUCACCGUGUUAGCCAGGAUGGUCUCAUCUCCUGAUCUUGUGACCCGCCCGCCUCGGCCUCCCAAAGUGCUGGGAUUACAGGCGUGAGCCACCAUGCCCAGCCUGCUGGUAGAUGUUUUUAUGAGUUAAUUCAUCAAUCUUAUUAUUCUUGCCCCAAAUGAAUCAGUGUGGAGCAUAUACAAGUGUGUAGACAUUAAUAUGGGCUCACUGUCAGCUGGGAGUUCUCACAACUACCACUUUUUACUGAUUAUCUGUUUUCUAAACUUUUUCUGUGGCUUGAAGUGACUGAAAGUGAACACAUUCAUAAGUAAUGAGCUUAGGCUGAGGAUAUAUAUCCAGUGGGGGAUGAAACAUGCUUAAGAAAUUGAGUGCAUUUCCUUUAUUAUUGUUAUUAUUUUGCUAUUUCAAAACAAUUGACUUUAAAAAAUUAUACUUCACCACAGAGACAGGUGUUGUUUUGUAAUGGAAGGAGUAGUAACUUAUGAAUCUAGACUCUUAAAAUCCCAGUUCUGAUACUUUCAUAAUUGUGUGUUUUGAGGGCAAGUGACUUAUCUGAACUUUUUUCUUUUUUAUAACACUGGAUGAUAAUUAACCCUCAGGAUUGUGAGGAUUUAAUAACUAAGUCCUGACUCAAAUUAUGUUACCAAUAAAUGCUACUUAAAUGUAAAGUCCUUGAUUUAUUUUUUCCCCUCAGUCCUGUUUAGUGUUGAAAUUCUUCAAAGGAGGGUGAGUCUGGCAUUUACCUGCUAUUCAAGAGUUUUCAGAAUUCAACCCCAGCCAAAAUUUUUGGCCACAUCUCUUGUCACUGCUUUGCUGUGUACUAAAGCUCCCAGACACACAAGAAUCUUCUAGUCAUGGUCAAACUUUUUCUGCAAAGGGCACUUACAGUCUAUUGCAUAUUCUUUGUUUUUAGUGUUCAGACAUCUGCUGUUUCUGAAUAUGUCGUGUAUUUUCAUUCCUUUUUCUGCCCCUCCUGGGCAUCUCCAGUUUCCUACUGAUGUGUCAAAACUGAGUUUGUAUGCUACCUCCAGGAAAGCAGUCUAAUCUUUUGCAACUCUGUUACUGACUUUUGUGGCAUUGGAUUGGGUUAUUUGCUUAUGGUUGAGACAUCACUGGAUCCUUUGAUGGAGUCAUACCAAAACCACAACAUGUCAUGAGCAUGCUUGAGAGUGCUAAUCUAUUCCUUGUUUGUCAGACCAGUACAUUACAGUUGGUUCAUUUCUUCCCCCGUGUGACUGAGUUUCUUGAGGGCGCGGUCUAGCUUCCAUCUUUGUAUGUGUAGCACCUGGUACAUAGAGAACAGGCUCCCAGAAUUGGAUGGAUUUGCUCAUGGUCUUAUCACUGCACAGAAUGCCCUUAUUUUCUUCCAUUCAUUCUAUGAGAUCUCAAUUAAAAUGUCAGUACUCUUGUGGAACUCCCCUCUCCAUGCCCUCUACUGAAAUGCAUUGCCACUCUAGUUGUGAUGUGGGAGUGCCUUGUUUAUGCCUCUAUUUAUGACACCUUCAUGGUGUCACAUGUUAUAGGGUUAGUUGCGGCUGUGUCUGUUUUACCUUGUGUGUCUUGGUCAGUUAGUGUUAUUUACUUAAGCUUUGGAUCUUUGAUACAUAGCGUAGUGCCUUUCACAUAGUAUGUACUCAAAUAUUGGAAGUUACUCAUCCCAAACCAUAGUGUUUAAAAUUGGGGUUUUUUAAAAAUGUCAAGCCCUUAAAGUUGAUCAUUUAUUUGUCAAUGUAAAUAGAAUAGUAAUUUGUUUUCAAAAAGAUGAGGUCUUGCUGUGGUGCUCAGGCUGGAGUGCAGUGGCUGUUCACAGGCGUGAUAAUUGUGUGUUACAGCCUCAAAGUCCAGGGCUCGAGUGAUCUUCUCACUUCAGCCUCCUGAGUAGCUGAGACUAGGCGUGCACCACCGUUUCUGACAGGAUUUUAAUUUUUAAGUAGGUUUUUAACCCACAGCCACGAGAGCUAAUUUUAACUACAUUGUUAGAGGUAGUAACAGUUAUAUAACUAAUCAAAACCAGUGUGAUAUCCAAGUACUUUUUUUUUUUUUUUUUUUUGCUAUUUAAUUUUGAGAUACCAUUUUUUGGAGGGGUGUCCUGAUUUAUUUUAUUUAUUUUAUUUAUUUAUUUUUAUUUUUUAUUUUUUUAGAUAAGGUCUUGCUCUUGCCCAGGCUGGAAUGUAAUGGCAUGGUCGCAGCUCACUGCAGCCUCCGUCUUCUGGGCUCAAGCAAUCCUCCUUCCUCAGCCUCCUGAGUAGCUGGGACUACAGGUGUGUGCCACCACUCCCAGCUAAUUUUUAAAUUUUGUGUAGAGAUGGGGUCUCCCUGCAUUGCCCAGGUUGGUCUCUCAAACUCCUGGGUUCAAGCAGUCCUCCCACCUUGGCCUCCCAAAGUGUUGGGAUUAUAGGCGUAAGCCACUGUGCCCGGCUGUUUUUUGUUUUGUUUUGUUUUGUGUUUUAAUUGAACGGACUGAAGUUUACUUUCUAACUAGGUUAGCCCUCCAUUCAUACAAAAUUAUGAGCCCAAAUGUCUUGGGGAGAGUACAGGAGAGGCCAGAUCUUAAAAGCCAGGAGUGGAAUUAGGUUUGAGCAUAUGUAGCAAUAUGGAAACAAAGAGUGAGUCAAUUUAUAAGCAUACCAAUCUUCUUGGAGACAAAAGUUUGAAUUGCUCACGUGUCCAUUUUUUUUCUGGAAUCCCUGAAGAAAUUUUGAGAUACUGAGUACUAGAAAACCCUCUUUGAUGAGGGUUGUAUACUUUAUUUUUAAACAGUAUCAACACCGUUGAGGCCCUUCAAGUCUUUGCAGUCAAAAGCCAUACACUUUUUCUUUGAGUGAGCCUUUACUUUAAGGUAUGUAGUAGAAUAAUAUAGGUAUCUGAAAAAGAACUUGGUUCAUGACAUCCACUCAUUCAUUUAUGCACUUAGCAAAUAUUCAUUGAUUGCCAAAUACGCAUCAGACACUGAGCUAGGUGCUAGGUACUAGGUAAACAAAAUUCCCUGCCUUCAUGGAGCUUAGCUUGUGGUGGUGGAAAGAAGCCCUCAGCCUGAAUACUCAACUUAUGUCUGCCGUUUAUUCCUUAACACAUUAAACUAUAGGUAAUAGCAUAUGUUAGUCUAAUCUUUGUUUAGCAAAGCUAUUUCUUGUUCUGGAAUAUAAGUACAGUUACAGCAGAAUAAGUACCAAGGCAAGAUUGGAGAAUGACCGGUUGUGAACAGGGACUUAGGAAUAUGUGUAGCAUAGGAUUUUAUUUUAGAGUUGUUAAAAUCAGAUCAACAGAGCAUGUUUUUAUGGGCCAUCUGACAAGACUAGAGGUAGCUUUGGAACCUCUUAUUCCCUGGAAUGCAAACAUGUAUUUGCAUUUCAUCCACUGUCAGUAUGAGGAGACAAAAACGAAGUCAGGAUUUUGGAGCUGGAAUGGAUCUUAAAUACUAUGUAGUCCAAACGUUUGGUUUUACAGAUGCACUUUUUCCAGAGUGCUGUCAUCUCAUAUACUUUUUUCUUCAUACAGGUUUUUAAUGUAACUCACUCAGAUCGUUGGUGAUAGACUCUCUCUUAAAACUUAUUUAUCCUAAUCUUUUUUUUUUUUUUUUUUUUAAGAGACAGGGUUUUGCUCUGCUGUCCAGGCACACAAUAGCUCACUGUAACCUCCAACUCCUGGAGUCAAGUGAUCCUCCUGCCUCAGCCUCUCAGGUAGCUGGGACUGCACUACUAGUGCACUAAGCUAAUUUUUAAAUUUUUUUUGUAGAGACAGGGUCUUGCUGUGUUGCCCGGGCUGCUCUCUUAACUCCUGGCCUCAAGUAAUCCUCUUGCCUUGGCUUCCCAAAGUGCUGGGAUUACAGGCGUGAGCCACCAUGCUUAGCUGAUUUGCCCUAAUCCUCUGCUGACAUUCUGAUAUCGGACAACUAAAAUUAUAACAUUGGGCAGCUAUUUUGUAUGAUAUAUAGGGUAGUGGUUCUUAAGCUUAUUGGUGAGUAACCUUCACUUGGGAAGCUUAUUUUUAAAAAUGUAGACCUUCAUUACUUUCCUCCUGAGAUUUUGAAUCAGUACCUUUGAGAGAGGGUCCAGUAAAUCUUUGUUUUGAAUGAACUGAUGGUUUUGAAGCAGGUGACCUGGAGGACUGCAUGUAGAACACAGUGAUGUCAAGGAGUAAAGGAGAGAACAGAAGUGAGAUUAGCACUAAUCACCUCUAAUGCCUUAUUUCCAGUAAAGUUUAGAGAAGAGGAAAAGCUACUUGGCUUGCUCCUUUGAAGGUUUUGUUUCCCUCUUAACACAGAAAUUAAAAGGUAGAGGAGAGAUGCUGAAUGAUGCUUUUUUUCUUCUUAAUCUUGGGGGGUCAUUAUGAUUAAGUUAUUGAAUCCAUAUCACCGUAUGACAGCACAUGAUGAAAGAAAAUCAAAUGUUUGUUUCAAUCAAAGUGAAACAAAAUGAGAAUAACUAUUUGGGCAAAACACUUUUAUCACUGCUAAGAUAUUACUAGAACUGAGCAGAGAAAUACUCAGAGAGAGCCAUGGCAUAGUACUAAUUAAUAAUGGGGUACCAUUUAGCAACUGGAAUAUUCUCCGAUGAUGCCUGUUUAAUUACCCAUAGGUGCUAAGUGAAUGUUAAAAAUUACGGUGCUGGUUGAGUAGGCCGAGUAGAAUUUGUGUUAGGGCACAUCCCAUGGAGAUCUUUUUUACUGCUUAAUUUUUUGGAGUUACCUCAGUAACUUAACAGGCAGGAAUAUGGUUUUAAUGGAAAGGAAACCAUUUGCCUUUAACAGCAUUAGUCCCGCUAAGAGAAAGUUUUUGCUUGUCUAGUUUAUUACAGGUCUUUGACUUUGUCAGUAUAUGGCAAAUUUAGUAUAAAAGAUGAUUAAUUAUCAAGGCUGAUGAAAUAUAGGCAGCUGAAAAGAAAAUUCUUAGCAAUUCAUACCUUAGAAGGAACCCUGAAGGACAGGACGCCAUAGAAAUCCUGUUUUUUUAAAAAAGUAAUUUCAAGUAAGUUUGCAAAUGCAAUGCUAGUAAAAAGUAUAUAGAGGUAUGUCUUUCACACUAUCUUGUUACUAUUAGAAUUUUUGUAGCCAUGUGCAGAGGAGAGAAAAGGUGUUGGAUUUUCUGCAGUUCUGAUUCAGUUCUAAGAAUUUGGUGUGAAAAGAAUGUUUGCAAAGGAGCAGGCACAAAGGUGAGAACAGGAAUACGAAACACAACAUCUGUAAAUGACUAAAUUCAGAGGGAAUUUAGUGGGGCAUAUCUCUUAAAUGGUUUUGAAUAAUUUGGUGUUUUAACCAAUGACUUAAUUUAACUUAGUGGGUAUACUGUUCCCAGUCCCAUUACUGAUUUUUAUUCCUCUGUGAUAACAUACACCCAAAUAAAGACUGCUAUGUAUUUGACUUUAAAACUAUAAAGAUGUAAAAAAGGUUCACUAAGCCAAACACCUUAGAAAAUAGCCUCAGCUAUUUGCUAUGUUUAUAUUAUACCUGCAUAAAAGUAUUUAUGUAUAGAUGUACUUACCUUACACAGUAAGUACCUAAAAUUUGUAAAUUGAAUACUUUUGAAUGUAAGCAGUUGAAGUAAAACCUGUAGUGAGUUCUUCAGUCAGUCAACACUAAACCUGUUUUGUAAAUUUGAUGCUAGUAUUAUACUGGACUUUCUCAAAAUGAAGUACACCUAUAUAUGCAUAUAGUAUAUGAGCAUGUGUAUUUGUACAAAAGCCCUUCAAAAGGAGUUCAGCUUUUAUAAACACCAAAACACUCUCUGCCUGUAAAAUGUUUUUGCUGAAAUUUGUAUCAUUAACUCUCAAAUUUACAUCUUCAUGUUUGAGAUACGCUUUUAGGACUGUCUAUGCAUGUAGACUUUGGUCAACUCUCUCCUCCUCCCUCAAUAAAUCAGUUAACUUAAAAAAUAUAUUGUGACCAUUUUUAUAAAAUACAUGUUCAUAAAACAGAUCAACAUAUUUAGCUUAUACAGAAAUAAAAUUAAGUCAAUCCACUCACAAAGAAUUUCUAUUUUGUAAAAAUGUAGCUUGUAUUUCAGUAUAAUAAAAUCUGAUGUAAGAAA